AACGCUUCCUGGUCUCGGUUUUCGCCUUCAAUAAAGAUGGUGCUUGUGGUACAGGUUCCCUGACAGUCUGGAUCCCGGUUGCAGUUUUAUUUAUCUAUUUUUUUUAAGAUACGUGUUCGCAGACGGGGAAAUGGAGGCUAGAGACAAGCAAGUGCUUCGCUCCCUUCGCCUGGAGCUGGGUGCAGAGGUUCUGGUGGAGGGACUGGUUCUUCAGUAUCUUUACCAGGAAGGGGUCUUGACGGAAAACCAUGUUCAAGAAAUCAAAGCUCAAACCACAGGCCUCCGGAAAACAAUGCUGCUGCUGGAUAUCCUACCUUCCAGAGGUCCUAAAGCGUUUGAUGCAUUCCUCGAUUCCCUGCAGGAAUUUCCCUGGGUCAGGGAGAAGCUGGAGAAGGCAAGAGAAGAAGCCAUAACUGAGCUGCCUGCAGGUAACCAGGUAACUGGAAUCCCUCCACACAUCCUCAACAGCUCCCCAUCAGACCGGCAGAUUAACCAGCUGGCCCAGAGGCUGGGCCCUGAGUGGGAGCCCAUGGUGCUGUCUCUGGGACUGUCCCAGACGGAUAUCUACCGCUGUAAGGCCAACCACCCCCACAACGUGCAGUCACAGAUGGUGGAGGCCUUCGUCCGCUGGAGGCAGCGCUACGGGAAGCAGGCCACCUUCCAGAGCUUGCUAAGGGGCCUCCAGGCUGUGGAGGGGGACCUCUCAGUACUCCAGCACAUGCUGGAAUGAUGGUGCCUCCAUCAACCCUCUGGGAAGUGUGUCCCCAAGUCACGUGCCCUGGGCAGGUAGUCUUUUUUUUGUGUGUGUGUGUAUGUGAUUUCUUUUUAAUGAUCCUUAGAUGAAAGGAGAAAAUAGGAUUUCCACAUUACCUAAAAGGCUGGAUUGCUCAGAUCUUCAGAUCUCCCACACUGGCAUGACAAUUCAUUGUUUUUAAUUGCUCAAAGACUGCAUUGUCUUAAUUGUUCAGGUUUUAAUUCUGUGGUUACCUUUUAAUAGACUGGCAAAACAUAGUGGCUACAAAGCUAUGCUGUGUUAUCACAUUACAUGCAGGUGUCCUUCCUAUACAUAGAUCAUCUGCUUUUGCGUUGCCUGGGAACUGAACUGUGGACUUUGCUGUUUAUAAUGAUGAUGAUAAUAAAAAGUGAAUUACUAUAUAUAAUGUGGCCCUUUCAUGAGAAAGUGUUGUUUGUUUUUUCCUCGUUCUUGUAUUGCAUAGAUUAAGAGUGUAAAUUUACAGAAGUUGUUUCUUUGGAACAGAAUCGAUAGCAACAGGAAAAUGGCUACUUUCUUCAUUCAAGAUAAAUAGCUCUGGCAGGGUGUCUGCAUUAAAUUUAAGUCACUAAAGCCUCCUGCAAAGACCAGUUCAAGUACCAGCAUGUAUGCCUGAGCCCUUCAUCUUUAAAAGAUUGCUUAAGAAAAUCCUGUACCAUUUAUUUAAAGGAUUUAGUCCAGGGACAGAAGGAGGUGUAGUCUUUCCACUGAAGCCCUGAUGAUUGAAGUGUUAUGCUCUGAAGGAGUAUGAUUUAGACUUCUGUCCUUUUACUAAAAACAUGUUGUCAAAUGCUUUACUGUUUCAAGGCUUUUCAUAUAUGGGAUCUCAUUUGGACCUCACAAAGAUCCUAUGAAGUAGUUGGGCAAGAGAGGUGAGCCGCCCUCUGCAGGGAGAUUAAGUGAUUAGCCUGGUGACUGAGCUAGAAUGUGUGCUUUGGAGCACUGUUCCCGUGUGUCCUUUGCAAUCCUUUGCAACUACUCACGCGGCUUCUCCUCUCUCGUUCAUGCUCACUGAGGAAACCGAGUCCUGCUCUCUGCCGGCUAGCAGCAUCGCCUGGGAUAAGUUACUUCACUUCUCUCAGCCUCUCAGUUUCCUCCUUUGUGAAAUGAGGAAAUGAUUGUCCCCACCUCCAAGAUGUUUGGGAUGAUAAAAGGAAUAUAGCUGCCUGGUCCAUAGUCACCUCUUGGGAACCUGCUGCUGUGGCUGACCCUGGGUGCGGUUCACAGACAAAGCUGCAUGGUGGCUAAAGCUGGGCCACUAUAGGAAGUGCCACCCCUGCUUCUUGCUAAGCUUUAAAAUGUGAUGUGAUUUUAUUAACUCUACAAUGGGUCCGAUCAAGAGAGGCACAGGUGAACAUCCCAGUUUGUGGUCUGAGCUUCUCAAUAAUCAGAGAAUCUAUUGCUUAAUCCUAAUCUAACUCAGGAUGUUUCAAAGGGAAACAAUUAUACUUUUUAUGUCUCUCCAUUCUGAGUUCAAAGUGCAUAGAGUAGUAGACUUGAACAUGAAGUGGAUGCUCAAAAUGAUGACAGUGGCGUGUUGAUAACAUCCUUUUGGAUGUCUGGCAACCAAAUUCUCUUUACUAAAGCAGGUCAGUUAUUUCAUAGUUCAACAGUUUAGAAGAAUGGUCUACUGGUUUAAUUAGCUCUAAUUUUCCAUUUUGUAGCCUAGCCAUUAAUUCAUUAUCUUGUAAAAAUUCUCAUACGUUUGGCCCCAUCACUGCAUCCAGUGAUAGACUGUACUUCUAUGGUAUCUUCAAUA
Messenger RNA from Eptesicus fuscus (big brown bat), 2531 nucleotides. RefSeq names its product CASP2 and RIPK1 domain containing adaptor with death domain (gene CRADD). Gene Ontology annotation, biological process: signal transduction; regulation of apoptotic process. NCBI's taxonomy places the organism in Eukaryota, Metazoa, Chordata, Mammalia, Chiroptera, Vespertilionidae. The coding region runs from base 131 to 730 and encodes 199 amino acids. The record is from RefSeq and is a predicted model, not a curated record. Gene Ontology annotation, molecular function: death domain binding; protease binding. The transcript is spliced from 3 exons.